UGGAGUUCAAAUCAAAACCGAAAGUAAAAAGAUAUAGGACACUGUCACAAAGCGGAAGCUCCGCAUUUUUCACCAUUUUCGUUUGCCCCUUAAAUUGCAUGUAUUUUUGCUCGACUUGCGCGUCAUAACACCCCGCAGGGAGCAUUCGGGAGAGCUCGGUUCGGCAAGACUGGUCAGACGCCCACCGAGAGAUGAAAAAAACGCGGGGGUACGUGCGACUCGGCCUUCACGAGGAGGAUGACGAGGAAGACAUGGUGGACAUAUUAGAAGAAAGGAGGCAAAGCAGUGACAUAGGCCACGCCCUCAGAAACUUUAUGCCCCGCCCUCACAGAAGGCCAGAGGCCUUUUCUGCCAGUCAACUCAACGCGGCCGUGCUGGACUCCCGCCAAGUACGCCACGUGACGGUCGAGGUUGCCAUGGAGACGGGGUCGCCACCAGAGGCGGUGAGAGCGCAAGCGGCGGCCAUCUUGGAGGAGAUGUCCCAAAAGCUGCAGUUGGGUUUUGUGCGUCUGAUGGGCUUCAUGCUCAGCAAAGUCCUCAAGCGCAUCUACUCCGCCAUCUUGGUCAACACGCGGGCGCUCGCCACGCUUCGGCAACUUAUGGAGGACGCGCCCGUCGUCCUGCUGCCCAACCACAGGAGCUACACGGACUUUUUAGUCAUCUCCUACAUUAUGUUUACUUACGACGUCCCGCUACCCGUCAUCGCUUCUGGACUGGCUCUGGCUGGGAUGAAGUUGAUGGGCGAGAUGCUGCGUCGCUGCGGCGCUUUCUACAUCAGGCGCGACAUCGCCUCCAACAGGCUGUACUGUGAAGUGCUGUCGGAAUACGUGAAGAGCCUGGUCAGGACAGGAUUCGCGCCGGUGGAAUUUUACAUCGAAGGCUACCGGAGUCGCUCGCUCAAAUCCUUGACGCCCAAGCAAGGGAUGCUGCAGAUGGUUCUGGAUCCCUACUUUGAAGGCCAGGUGGACGACGUCAUCUUGGUUCCUGUCAGUUUGAGCUACGACCGACUUUUAGAAGAAUCCCUGCUGGCCCACGAGCUACUGGGCAUUCCCAAACCCAAAGAGAGCACCCUGGGCCUGCUGAAGGCCGCCAAGGUCCUAGGCGAGGAUUACGGCCGCAUGCACGUCAACUUUGGCCGGCCCAUGUCAGCCAGACAACUUUGUCAAGGCAAAAUGGAGUCGCUCGUGUUGGAAGACGUUCUCGAGGAGAAACGGGCUUUUUUGAAGCGGCUGGCUCACGUAAUCGUUCGAAUCCAAGAGCGAGGUUGCUUCCACAGUCCGUGGUCCCUCAUGGCCUGCCUGCUGCUGCAAUGGCCGCCAUCGGUCUUGAUCCAAACGGGCCUACCUUGGCGACGCCUGGCCGAAAGGACGCUAUGGUUGAAGAGGUUGGCGCUGAGCUUCGGGGCGCGGCUCAACUGGCCCGGACACACCCCCGACCUGGAAGUGAUGUCAUCGGCCGUGGCUCUCCAUUACCCAUCGGUCCGCCUGAAGGCACAACGUGUCUUCCUGGUGGUGGAGGACGAGGAAGCGGCGGCGGGCGGGCGGGAAACCGCUGUGGCCAAGAUGGCGGCGGCCAUGUUGAUGAUGGCGUCCUACCGCAACCAGUCGCUGCACCUUUUCGUCCGGCCGGCCUUGCUGGCCGUGGCCUUGAGUCUUUCUCCGAGCGUCCGGAGGGAUGAGGUCUUUGCCACCUUCUGCUUCCUCCGGGACGUCUUCACAAGUGAAUUCAUCUUCAUUCCUGGCGAGGCCCAGGAGGACUUUGAGGAGGCAUGCGGCCUCUUGAAGAAAUGCGGCGCCCUCGACGCUACCGACUCCCAGGAAGUGAGGGCGUGGGAGGAAGGCGGCGCUGAGGUGUUGUCUUUCCUGCGGGGGCUUCUGAAACCUUUCGUGGACUCCUACCUGGUCAUGUUGAGGUUCAUCAGUGAGCUGGAUGCACACGUGAUCACCGAGCAAGACUUCCUACCUGCUGUGAGGAGUUUGGCGACCACGCUCCUUCUCGCAGGCAAGCUCCGCACCUACGAGUUGUUCUCGUCCGACGUCCAGAAGAACUUCCUGGCGUUCCUCAGGAACCUGGCAGCUGUGACAAAGUUGAAGGCGUCAGAGAAGGCGUACCGUGUCGAUAAAGACGCCGUGAGACGGAUUGAAGGCAUGCUCUCUGGCCAAAUCCGUCCCCCGAAGAUCCAGACUGAACCUGACGCAAGACUUUAGUCUCCGCUGGAACGAGUCCAGCAUCACACCACAUUUGCACGCUCACCUCCACUUGACCUCUGUCCUCCUCCUUGCGCCGCGCUUUUCUUUUCAGUGUCGCCAAGCAUCAUCAUCAGCGUUUCGAUUUGAGCCAGUUAUAUUUCUUUGAAACUUUUAUAUGAAGGAGUGUUGGAACUGCACUGAAAGGAAAUAUCAUGACAAGGUUACCAGACUAAGACAUGGAAAAAAAUGAAGACAUUUAUUUUGCAUCAAUUAAAUCUUGUAACAGUU
Syngnathus typhle (broad-nosed pipefish) is the source of this 2477-nucleotide messenger RNA. RefSeq names its product dihydroxyacetone phosphate acyltransferase-like. Lineage: Eukaryota; Metazoa; Chordata; Actinopteri; Syngnathiformes; Syngnathidae. Gene Ontology annotation, molecular function: glycerone-phosphate O-acyltransferase activity. The record is from RefSeq and is a predicted model, not a curated record. The coding region runs from base 192 to 2207 and encodes 671 amino acids. Gene Ontology annotation, biological process: ether lipid biosynthetic process. The transcript is spliced from 16 exons. Gene Ontology annotation, cellular component: peroxisomal membrane; mitochondrial membrane.